AUGGUGGCCAAUAACGGCGCGCCUGUUGUCGCGCUGCUGUUGCUGCUAGUCUCCGCGGCUGCUCGAGCUGCAGGCGACGGUCUGCUGCAGAACGGCAACUUCGAGUACUCGCCGAACAAGUCCCAGAUGAACGGCACGAGGGUGAUGGGGGAGUACGCGAUCCCGUACUGGAAGGUCACCGGGUUCGUGGAGUACAUCGCGUCCGGGCAGAAGCAGGGAGACAUGCUCCUGACGGUGCCGGAGGGCGCGCACGCCGUGCGGCUGGGGAACGAGGCCUCCAUCCAGCAGCAGAUCAGCGUGACCCGCGGCAUGUACUACUCCAUCACCUUCAGCGCGGCGCGCACCUGCGCGCAGUCCGAGAAGCUGAACGUGUCGGUGGCUCCCGGCCCCGAGUCCGGCGAGCUCCCCAUCCAGACGGUGUACACCAGCAGCGGCUGGGACUCGUACGCCUGGGCGUUCAAGGCCAAGCGCGGCCUCGUGUCGCUCAUCAUCCACAACCACGGCGAGGACGACGACCCCGCGUGCGGCCCGCUCAUCGACUCCGUCGCCAUCAAGACCCUGUACCCUCCUCAGGCCACGCAGAAUAAUAUGCUGAAGAACGGGGACUUCGAGGAGGGGCCGUACGUCUUCCCGAACGCGAGGUGGGGCGUGCUCCUGCCGCCCAACACCGAGGACGAGCACUCGCCGCUGCCGGGGUGGAUGGUGCUGUCGUACACGAAGGCCGUCAAGUACGUCGACUCCGCGCACUUCGCCGUUCCCCACGGCGCGCGCGCCGUGGAGCUGGUGUCCGGGCUCGAGACGGCGCUGAUGCAGGAGGUGCCCACCGUGCCGGGGAGGUCGUACAGGCUGGAGUUCUCGGUCGGGGACGCCGGCGACAGCUGCGUGGGGUCCUUGCAGGUGCGAGCGUACGCGGGAGAGGGGUGCACGACCGUGCCGUACAACUCCCAGGGCACGGGCGGGCACACGCGCGCGUCGCUCGAGUUCGCGGCCGUCGCGGACGUCACGCGGGUGGUGUUCGUCAGCUCGUCGUACAUCACCAAGUGGGACGGGACGCUGUGCGGGCCCGUCGUCGACGACGUCUCGCUCGUCUGCGUGUCCCAGCAAGCGCCGCCUUCCCGUCGAUUGCUUCGUCUCUGA
This is a messenger RNA of Oryza brachyantha (malo sina), 1137 nucleotides long. RefSeq lists its product as uncharacterized. The record is from RefSeq and is a predicted model, not a curated record. The transcript has 3 exons. Bases 1 to 1137 code for a protein of 378 amino acids. NCBI's taxonomy places the organism in Eukaryota, Viridiplantae, Streptophyta, Magnoliopsida, Poales, Poaceae.